This is a messenger RNA of Ctenopharyngodon idella (grass carp), 3069 nucleotides long. Its product is annotated as C3a anaphylatoxin chemotactic receptor-like. The coding region runs from base 343 to 1356 and encodes 337 amino acids. The transcript has 3 exons. Gene Ontology annotation, cellular component: plasma membrane. NCBI's taxonomy places the organism in Eukaryota, Metazoa, Chordata, Actinopteri, Cypriniformes, Xenocyprididae. The record is from RefSeq and is a predicted model, not a curated record. Gene Ontology annotation, molecular function: G protein-coupled receptor activity; complement receptor activity. Gene Ontology annotation, biological process: phospholipase C-activating G protein-coupled receptor signaling pathway; inflammatory response; positive regulation of cytosolic calcium ion concentration.
AGCUAUUUAAAUGGCUUUGUGGAGUACUCUAGUGCAGAAUAGAAUCUCUUUGUAGACAAACUUUGCACAUCUCCACCCUCUUCCUGCCUGGGGUUGUUGUCAAAUUGCACGUUUUAGAAUGACUGGGCAAAAGAUGCAGUGAAAAUGUAUCACUGAAGUUGAGAUGUCACUGAAGUUGCUUGUAUGUUUAUCUGCACAUUGGUGGUACAAUGACUAUUUAAUACUCAAACAUAGUCUAUGCUGAACAUAUUCACAAAGGAUUAUGGAAUGCUGAUUAUCCUGAGAACAACAGUUUGGGCUGGUUAGAAAAAAGAAAAAAAAAGCUCAUCGUCACUGUUCAGAAUGACCUCGAACACAACUCUGUCCUUUCACUCCAACUCUAAAAUCCCAAACCACUAUGAGAAAACAACAGUGGACGUUGUCUUCUACGCCAUCAUCGUCCUCCUUGGCACCACCGGGAACUCUGUAGUCAUCUGGGUUGCCGGCUUCCGCAUGAAGCCCAACGUCACUAACGUUUGGUUGGUCAAUCUGGCUGUAGCUGACCUGAUCUUCUGCCUGACACGAAUCACUUCGCUCCUCAAAAAAGUUUUCUAUGACCACUGGCCUUUUGGGGUUUUUCUCUGCAAGUUCAAUGGCUUCUUCAAGUACGCCAACAUGUUCUGCAGUGUUUUUCUUCUGGCUGUCAUCAGUGUGGAUCGAGUGCUGUGCGUCUGGUGGCCAUUGUUUGCCAGGAAACGACGGACGUUAUGUGCUGCUCGUGUGGUCAGUGUGGGAGUUUGGAUUGUGGCGGUGAUCCUUAGUUCACCUUAUUUUGUGUACCGGCAGGUCUUCCCUGGCAAGAAUAACUUGAGUCACUGCACACUGAAGGAUAAAGGAGCAGCAGAUGAAGCUGGAAAUUCUGCCAAGUAUGUCUAUUACUACAUUCGUUUCAUCUGUGGAUUCCUGUUGCCCUUCCUGGUCAUCCUUAUCUGUUACAUACUAGCUGCUGUUGGGAUACGCAGAACGCGGCUCUCUGGCAAAUCGAGGCUUCUUCGUAUUCUUGCUGUACUGGUCUGUGCUUUUUUCUUAUGCUGGGCCCCCUACCACUUUCUAGGACUGGUCAAAUUGGUGAAUAAAGAAAACAAGAUGGUGAAAGUAGGAUGGAGUAUGGCUUCAAACUUAGCCUAUUUCAACAGCUGCAUUAACCCGGUGCUGUACUUCUGCAUGGGACUGGAUUUUAGUCGAUGCUGCAACCAAACUCUGUCUGGGAUUUUUCAUAGAGCUCUUAUGGAGGAAGGCCAAUCCCUGUCCCAGCAGGGCACUGGGGAAGAAAGCUGUAGUUCCAUUCCAAAGACUGAGUGUGUCACUAGAGUUUAAGAGAUUUAACUUUCAUUUUUUAGGUCUAUCAGAAUUUUUAUUAGUAUCUGACACAUUAAAAAAUUAACAUACCUCAGUGUCUGGUCUUCUGGUUAGCUUUCAUCAGUAGUAGCCUAUAUGAAAUAUAUUGCAAAAUAGUCAAAAUAAGAUCAUUUGUAAUAUGUGUAAUUAUUUUUAUACAAAUGUUUAUGCAAUAAUUGUACAUUUUUAUGAUCGGUUAUGUUUGUCUACAUGUGUAUGUUUGUUAAUUAUCAGGAUGACAUAGAUAAGCCCACCUGAGGCAGGAAGAGAAAGCAGAAAUUAUUGGUGGCCUAAUAUAAGGGAAGGAACCAUUUUUUAUCAGUUUUGUAUGAAAACUGUGGUUAAUGUAAGCUCAUUUUUAAUUAUAUUUUUUAUUUCUGUAAUAUUUACUAUUGCAAUAAAUGCACAGUGUAAAAAAGCUUCUGAUGCAAUUUCUCUCCAUCAGAAAAAGCAAAAAACAAACUUGUUUUCCCGGUUUAAAUGUCUACUAAACUUUUAGGUCCUCAUAGCAUGACUGAGCACACUGAAACUAACAUCUGCAGUGAUACUGCAACAUUAAAAGUUGUGCAAUAUUGCAAAAUGAUGUGAAGAAAAGCAAUACUGCACUACACUAGUCAGAACUUAAGUUGAUAAUAAUUUCACAGAACCUGUGUUAUAAUGUGAAACUUUUCGAAAAGAUAAUUUGCACAUUUGCAUAACCACUGAAAUGAGAUGGACUUGAUAUUGAAUAUGAUUUCUCUGCAAUAACCUAGUAAACUUCACUACUAGUUGUCAGCACAAUGAAGCAUUUAUUUUAGAGAUUCGUCCUAGCAUUCCUCUCUCAGUUCACUCAGGGUGCGUCUCAAUCAGCUCCCUAGCUCGUGAAUCAGUUUACUGUGUAAAAAAUUUUGAAAACGCAUUUCAAAGUUCAAGUUUUUUAAAAUGUUAUUGUCUCCGUGUAAACAGAGUAUUCAUUAGGAGGACCAUGUGACAUCAAAGUGCUUUAUCGCUGCCAUUUUUGUGCCCAGUCACAGCUGUGCGAUCUGUUUCAGUCUAUGGUCCAUGCUAUGGUCACAGCAGCCACAACUACCAGAGGAAGAUCAAUGAAACACUCCCAGAACGUUCACAACAAGGUUACAAUAUCCCUGGGAUAUGUUGUGCUGUUAGCUGCAACAACAGUCAUCAGAGAAACCCCGAACUACAAUUUUAUUAGAUCCCAAAGGAGAUCGGCAGAAUAAACGGUUGGCUUCAAUCAGAAGGGACCACUGGCAGUCAAACAGCAAUGCACAACAUAUAUAACUACUGGGACUGUCAUUUACAUAACAUUAUAAUGAGAACACUAUUGUAAUAAAACAUUGUGAAUUCAAUGUGUUUAGUUGUUGUUUUAGCGUGUUGUUGUGGGAAGAGUGCGUCUACUACAGGAGUUAAACAUUCUGAUUAGCACAUAACUUAGUUCAAGCUUCACUUGUGCAUCCGCAUCAUUUUGUGCAGAUAUAAGUUGUAAUAUUAAAUUUAUGUAUUAUAAAUAUCUGAUUAAUCUCAUAUAGGAUGCGUUGACUUAAAUAACCUGCAGCGCUUUAAUGUACUGAUCAUCUUUAGCUUCAGUGUGAGCUCUCAAACAGCAAUGCAAAACAUUAAUAACUAUGAUUGGGGCUGUAAUAUACAUAACAUUAUAAUUGUACACACUAUUGUAAUAAAAUGUUGUGAAUUCUU